Fibroporia radiculosa is the source of this 1323-nucleotide messenger RNA. RefSeq lists its product as uncharacterized. Gene Ontology annotation, molecular function: inositol-1,3,4,5,6-pentakisphosphate 2-kinase activity; ATP binding. Gene Ontology annotation, biological process: inositol phosphate biosynthetic process. The transcript has 4 exons. Gene Ontology annotation, cellular component: nucleus. Lineage: Eukaryota; Fungi; Basidiomycota; Agaricomycetes; Polyporales; Fibroporiaceae. The coding region runs from base 1 to 1323 and encodes 440 amino acids. The record is from RefSeq and is a predicted model, not a curated record.
AUGUCUGAACAACACCACAUCUCUGACACAUCCCCUCAACACUGGAAAUACGUUGCUGAGGGCGGUGUCUCCGUUGCUUUCUCGUAUAAUGGCCCUCCGCAUCCGUUUUAUGACGGAAAGGUUCUAAAACUGCGAAAGGUCUCCAAACACUCUGGCCUCUUCCAUCCACAUUCUGAAUUCGAGGACUUUGAGGAUCUCGAAGGACUGGCGGUCGCAUUUGACAGCGCCAUACUUCAGCGUUUGGUGCCUCGAGAAUACUUCCCGCGAUGUGAAGCCGUGCAAAUGGACAGCGAGUGGCUGGCGCAGCUUAAGCUUCUCUGUGAAGCCCAGCGACCCUCGGAACGAAGACUUCGAGAUGAGAUUGAUGUACGCAGAAAUAAAGCGAUUCUAAUCGAGGACCUUGUUGGAUGGGAUGGCAUGACGGUGGAGAUCAAGCCAAAAUGGGGAUUCCUCCCAUCUCCCACGCAUCUCUCACAAUUGUCAUGUCCUGUGAAGACGCGGACUUGUCGUUUCUGUAUGCACGCUCACAUGAAGAGCACCCAAGGUAAUGAUUCCGCGCUUGGGUUUUGUCCGCUUGACCUGUACUCUGGAGAGGAGCUGCGAGUCCGCUACGCUCUUUCUGCAUUGUGGGAUGUGUGGCUUUCCACCUCAGGAGCCAUCAACAACAUGAGGGUCUUUGUCAAGGGCGUCUUCAUCAAGCCUGUUUCAAACUCUGCCGUUUUGGCUUUUAUGCUUGGAUUCAAAGAUCCCGCUUCACCAGACCAAUCGCCUCCAUCAAUGGCAGAGAUUCGCGAUCGCUUCGUCUCGGCACUUGUCCCAUCGCUCGUCAAAACACCAGUUCUCGGAUUAAUUUCAUCACUUCAGCGCACCCUUGACUCCUUAGACAUCGAGGGUCUUGCAACCCUCUGGGAGCACUCUCACGCAGAGUCCCAGCCCGCCAUUCCCUUUGGUACCAACACUACACAACCUACAGUCGGCGAAUGGAGCGAGUUCGCUGACGAGUAUCUUAGGAGGUCUGCCUCUGACUUCAAUAAGGAGCCGCUACCCGACGAGCUACGAUAUCACUGUCUAUCUUAUCUGCUCUCUGCGACGUUUAAGGACUGCUCCCUUAUGCUCCGCCUGCCUUUAUCCUCUUUCCAAGACGAUCAAGCGAAAGUCCAAGGCUCGAUCAAGGUUAUCGAUCUAGAUGUAAAGAGUAUUUCGCGCCUGGAUAAAUGGCGUAGGCUUGACAGAGCCAUCGUGAUGACCUACAUCAAGGUAGCAGAGCCCCGCCGCUGCAUAGAUCAACGAGGGUCGACCCCGAAGCCUCGAUAUCCGAAGUAG